AUGUCCCAAUACAAUUUCAACUUCGACUACUCCGAGCAAGCAUCCCUGGUCAAUGUCAACGGCUUCCCUGGCAAUUCAAUGGUCGACACGGACGUUUGGUUCAACGAACCAUAUGCCACCUCGUCGACGACCUCGUGGGACGAAGAACAGCGUCCGUUGUUCGUCGAGCAGACCGACGCGAGCUUCACCCUGUCGACUUCGGGAUCGGCAUCACCGAACGGCAGCCUAUCCAUGACGCCUUUCCUGGACCCACAGCUCCUCAACGCUGUGGCAUCCAGUUCUUCCAAGCCCGCCCGCGCCAAUCAUCGGUUUACUCCUUACCCCGCCUCAAACCCUGCCCGCCCCCGCCAUACGUCCCUCUCUCCCCCGUCGCAUCAGGUUCAGAACGACGGUUUCUUCGCGGCAGGGCAGGCGCAGCCCGGUCCACUGAAUGGCGCAUACUCAUUCCCCGGUCAACCGUCGCUCCCUCCCCAACACUGCGAAGCCCCCUCUGCGACGUAUCCUCCUAUGGAGUACUGGACAGCUUCAUCGACGGCAGGCAUGGCACAGCAGUGGGAUGCGCGCACCGAGUACGUUUUGGGUUGGGCCGAUUCCCUUCCCAAUAAUUAUGCACAACAUACCACCGGUCCUGAGUGCAUUCCAGACGGGUUUCAGUACAUUCCAGACGUGUCUGCCACCGGUUUCACCAUCCCCCUGUCGUAUCCAUACGAUGCCACCCCGGGCCCGUCACAACCCUACCACCCCUACCUCCAACAACCGCCGAGUCUUGGUCCGCCACCCCCAGCUCACAACAUUCAUGCGACUGACCCAGGCCCGUCACGGCGUCGAAGGAAUCACUCCUCGGGCAUGCGAUUGAUUCCCGGUGGGAUGCCACAACCUUCCGCGUAUCCCAUCUCAUCUCUCCCCGCACCUCCUCUCACGCACGCCCACGCCCAGUAUCCCACAGCUUCUCCUCCGUCGGACUUGACACCUCCCGAGCCUCGCCAUCCUCAACCCACCAGAUCACGGAAAAGGCGAGCACCAGCGGAAGACGAGGAAGAGAAACCAAAAGCCAAGAGGAGGAAGUCGGGGCCCUCACAUGCAGAGCAAAGCUCUGCAACAUCCCAGGUUGGUUGUACCCCUGCGGGGGUCCAAUCACCAUCAACGAUUACAUUUGACACAGAAGAGCCAGAGGACGACCUCCAGUCCCUGGCUGCGCCAAACCAUGUAACCCAUGGGGCGGCUGGACCGCCAGAGGCCUCCACUGGCUUUACACCCCAGCGAACGCCGGAAGGUCGCUAUCUCUGCUUGGUCCCCGGUUGUCGGAAAACAUGCACGACCCUAGACGACGUGAAGAGACAUGUCGGCACCGUUCAAGCCCAUGCCAGCUUCCGGGAGUUGGACGGAUGGGACGCAUUCAAGCUGAAGUAUGAAAUCAAGGAAAGGCAUCUGAACGGCUCCUGCCCAAUUUGCGGGGUUGUCAAGCGACGAGACACCUCGGGGCGGCACGAGGAAUCCAAAAUUCACCUCCGAAACCUGAAGCGCGCUGCUGAUCGGAAGGGCCAGUCAAACGGAGAAUGCUUGCUUACGAAUGGUCCCAAGGCCUCGUCGUCCAAAGCUCCUGUGGGCGUCGAUCUCGGGAAACGUACACGGAAGAGUGAGAACAGCACCAGCAAAGCGCCUCCAUCGACCAAAGGACGCACUAGGACGCACCAGCUCUGA
Heterobasidion irregulare TC 32-1 is the source of this 1701-nucleotide messenger RNA. RefSeq lists its product as uncharacterized. The coding region runs from base 1 to 1701 and encodes 566 amino acids. Lineage: Eukaryota; Fungi; Basidiomycota; Agaricomycetes; Russulales; Bondarzewiaceae. The record is from RefSeq and is a predicted model, not a curated record. The transcript is spliced from 2 exons.